AUGACAACUAAGAACAUCAACAAUACCCAUCACAUUCCCAAUCAAUCCAUCUCUUCUCAAACUGAUAGAUCCAAUUCUCCUAUACUAGUUUCACCAACUUCACCUCCAUUAGUAGCUUUGACCCCUUCCCACUCUCACUCCAUCCCCGUUCCUGUCCAAGGUAAAAAGUUACAGAAAAGCACCAAGAACAAAACCAAUACCAAGCCAAGUAAAUCUCAUUCUCGAAAAUCCUCUUCAUCCUCUACAGUCAAUUCAGGAACUCGUUUCCCACCAUAUAACACAGGUGGUGAACGACAAUGUACGAAUUGUUCAGAGGUUGAUACACCCCAAUGGAGAGGGACUUUAUGUAAUGCUUGUGCACUUUGGAAGAGAUCUAGGGGGACUGAUAGACCUUUACCACUCUUGUUCCCUGUGAAAAGAAGGAGUCCGACACCGGAAGAAGAGGAGGAAGACCAUCGAUCUGAAGAUGGUGGGAUUUAUCAUAGAGAAUCAAGUCCUACGAUUGUGGGUGUCAAUUUACAAAGGAGGUUUUGGGUAGAUGAACAUAGGGAUAGGUCCACUUCGGAGAAUCCGCUAGGUCGUCAAUUACCUAUCAGAGGUAGGGAUCGAAGUGAGACUGUGAUAAGACCGAGACCAAGAUUGGGUAUGGGUAUAGUAAGAGGAUGUCCAACAGGAGGGGUCAUGGUACAUGGACGUGGACAUGGAAGGACCAUGUCCUAUCAGCCUGUUAUCCAUCAUCAAAGACAAUCAUCUAAUCCAUUCCCCACUUUAAACCUUUCUAUCAUCCCACCUAACUCUGAUAACAACGUACCUCAAACAGGUAGGAUCCAAGGAGUACACUCUACGCCUGUGUCACCCACCCACUCGAACGACGAUGGGCUACCUCCUUCCAACAACAACAACGGUCAACAAGCUGGAAUCGGAGUAGGCUUGCAAAAUCGAAUAGGAGCGUUGAUGUCUCAAGUGAAAGUUGAAGAUAAGCAUAAAAGGAGAAACUCGAUACCUUCCAUCGGAGUUGCCUUUAGAUCGACCUCUUUGCCUGGUAAUCAUUCAGAAAGUUAUCAGGAGAUGGAAGAAGUUCGAUCACCUUACUUACCUUAUUCGUUAGAUAAAAAGGGACAUGGAUCAAAUCAGUCAAGGUUGAAAGCUAUUUUAUCACAAAUGGAAACCCAACAGUUUGAUGCCGAGCAGAAUCAAUUAGGGAACGAGAAUGAGAAUGAGGAUAAAUCGAUUUUGGGAUUGGGCAUAAGUAAGGAUGAAUUCAUGCGGAACGCAGGAUGGUUAUACGAUGUUUUAGAAUCGACUGGUAGACUCUUGCUUCAAAGCCAAGGUCAAGGUGCCACUACAUCGUCUGACGAUCAGAUGGAUAUCGAUGAUGACUCUUCGUCUUCUUCUUGCUCGAGACGCUUGGAAGAAGAAGAAGAUCAUGGUGGGUUGGAUAUUCUAGGUAAACUCGCUGAAGAAGAAUUACAAAAGAAAAAUCCAUGA
Messenger RNA from Kwoniella mangroviensis CBS 8507, 1488 nucleotides. RefSeq lists its product as uncharacterized. NCBI's taxonomy places the organism in Eukaryota, Fungi, Basidiomycota, Tremellomycetes, Tremellales, Cryptococcaceae. The transcript has 2 exons. Gene Ontology annotation, molecular function: sequence-specific DNA binding; zinc ion binding. The record is from RefSeq and is a predicted model, not a curated record. Gene Ontology annotation, biological process: regulation of DNA-templated transcription. The coding region runs from base 1 to 1488 and encodes 495 amino acids.